Molecule: messenger RNA, 1954 nt
Organism: Suillus subaureus
Lineage: Eukaryota; Fungi; Basidiomycota; Agaricomycetes; Boletales; Suillaceae
Exons: 4
Coding region: 230-1555 (441 amino acids)
Source: RefSeq, a predicted model, not a curated record
AUCAAGGUUGAACUUCACCGCUAGGAGCAAACCAUUAGGCCUUUAGGACUCAGAGUACACGAAACCGUCAUUCCCUCGAUCGAACUCAUCAGACUAGCUAAGUCUAAGUGGAGGCUGCGCCUAUCUGUAUAUCUUCUUACUCCUUCAGGAGUAUGCUGCUAUCUGUUGUUUGUUUCAUACAUCAUUCCUUGGACCUCUCUCUAGCACCAGCAUCAAGCUUGUCGAUAAGAUGUUUAUCAGCAACAUGCUUAAGACCAAUCCCACUUUCUGGCGCAAGAGUAGGGGCUCUGCUUCCAGAGUCAAGUCACCUGCAGAUACAAAGGCUGUGAUCGAGUCCAACUCGCCGACCUUUGACGAUGCAACAUCCCCUCCUUCGUCUUCGAAGGCUCGCAAAUUUCGCUUCUUCUCCACUCUCACGCACUUCAAAAAGAUGUCUCUGGCUAGCGUCUUCAAGAAGGGCCCUCCAGUCCAAAUACAUCCCACAGUGUUACCUUGUACAACUUUCACCGUUCCAGACCUAUCCAGAAAUGUCCUGGUUGUCUCUGAAGAUGGCGUCUUGCAGCCUGUGACGCCCUCGCCAACUGAACAUUGGGAGGGUGGUGCAGAAUUUGGGCUUAUAUCUUCCGCUAUGGACAGAUCUUCAAGUCAGGAGGAUAUAAAACCCGAUCCUCCUGGUAGUCGCAUAGCAGAUCGUGUUACCAGUCUACGAAUGAGAACUGCCGCAGUUUGGGCUAGCAUUCCAGCCACCGUGGAGGGACUACCAGCUUCAUGCCCAUCUAGCGAAUCGUCUACUCCAGUCAAGUCCAAGAUGAUCUCCUUGGAGCACGAUGAGACCACAACCGUCACAUCUGCAAUGAUGGACAGUCCAUCGUUUUCAUCACCUGCUACUUCUGUCACGGCCGUGUCAGAUUGGGGUCCGCGAGACUCUUUGGCCAAUCUCAGUAUGAUAGGUCACAAACAGGAACGGAUACGCGUAAUGCCAAAGGUCUUACCUGCGUUGGAUAUUAUCUCCCUUUCCCAGCCGCCAGAACUGGGUUUGGCACGUAUUACACCACCGUCUGAAUGUCAGGGGCCCAAUAGGGACACACUCAACUAUACCCCCAAUACUCCUACAGCUGGCUGGGAGUUAUCCCCUGAGAUGCCAAGCAGCUCAUCAGGACAACGUGCCAAUUCCCGAGCAGUUAUGCACCUAGACUCACCUUCUCCGAGUCCUCGAACGGCUCAUACUGUACCGAGCACUGCCGGCUACUCCCACACUGCCAAGCGAUCCUUUCACAGGUUACCGGUCGUGCAACUUUUCAUGAAUUCAGAUGAAGACCUUGCAACGUCCAGCAUCCGAGGCUCUCUUACGACUCUAUUCCAGAGACCGCUGGCAACGGGGAUGCCCCUUCACCCAUGGUCGUGCGCCAAGAUUGCGCGUGCUGAAACUAAGCGAGCGUCUCGUAAGGAGCAGUUGAACAAGGGGGGCUUCUUUACUCGCAUAUCUCGCUUCUUAGAGGCUGGUCCUCAAGACAGUAUUCCUGUCUCUUUCAAGAGGUGCCCUUCCGCAAUGUAGUCUUUUGUUCCGGAAACCAUGCUGACGAUUCCCACAGGUAGAAACACUUACUCAGGACACAAGAAUUUCCUUCCACCACUGUUACCUGUGUUUUUCACUCUCAUCGUCACCCCAUUGUAUCAUAUUUCAUUGAUGUGCUCUGGAGCACAUCAUCGGCAUAGUUCAUGAUACAUCGCACACAUAUCCAUUUCUAUCCAUCACACAGUACUCAUCGUCACGUUCUCUCGCUCUCAUUUUCUCGUCAUUUGCUUUUUCGUUACUUAACCUUGGAACAAAUCGUCAAAUCUGACAAUAGGAAGUUAUAUAUCUACUUCUGGCUCUGGUAGGGCACAAUACCAUGUCUGCGAUUGUUGACUUUCAAAUAUUCAGCUGCAGCACUAAGGUGUAAAUUUGGUGCAA